Molecule: messenger RNA, 1781 nt
Organism: Filobasidium floriforme
Lineage: Eukaryota; Fungi; Basidiomycota; Tremellomycetes; Filobasidiales; Filobasidiaceae
Exons: 3
Coding region: 388-1443 (351 amino acids)
Source: RefSeq, a predicted model, not a curated record
AAGGCAUACGAAUAACCACCCAAACGGUCACACGCCAAGCACGCGCACACUAGGGACAGGGACUGAGCUACCCUGGAACCGAUGUUUAACAGCUUUUUUCCGGGUUCAGGAGCCGCGACCGACGGAGGCCCUACGUCCUCGUCGGAUAGUGUGCUCGUCGUUCGCCGGCAAGAAGAUAUAUAGCCAGUCCAAGUCGGACUGGAGGAGAUCCUGACAAUGACCACUUUUCACCCUUCCCGCUCAGUCACACCCGCUCACCCUCCCUCGUCAUCUCGACUACACAUCUUCCAAGGCUCCUCCACCGCCCUCUCCCUUCUUACACCUUGAGCUCGACCUACAACCCGACGAAACCUACUUCUACCUCCAUCACCUCGAUCAACUCUCACCAUGUUCGCCUCUCUCCGAAUCCAACUCGUCUGCUUCCUUCUUUUCGCCUUGACUUUGGUCUCGGCCAAGAACGACUUGUACGACAUCGACCUCGACGACGGGACCACCUUCACCCCGGCCGUCCACAAGCUCGUGGCUCGUCAAUCGACUGGGACUACCCUCUGUUCUCCCUUCACUGUCAACCUUGUUCAGAACGGUGUGACUACGGGAAACAUCCGUCCUAGAACUUGUUACUGUAACUACCAGGGUACCUUGACUCCUGCUACCGUCACCGACAUCAACAACGCGUUCGCCACCACCUCAACCCAGAUCAACCAGACCAACUUCAACUCAUACCUUACGACCAACGGUUUCACCCGAGCUCAAGGUAUCACCAAUAUCAAGAACAGUCUCCAGAGCGGUUUGAACUCCAGGACCACGACUUGCGUCUACGGAGCUGGUGCCGUUCCGAACUCGUGUGAUGCCUGUUCUUUCACCUGCUCUUCCACCUCGACCAAGCCAUGUGGUACCGCCUGUAUCGCCUCUACCUCCACCUGCGCUUCGGGUCUCGCUCAGAAGCGUGACUUCGAUCGACGAAGGUGUCCCUCUGGCUACGAAGUCUGCGAGACUGGAUACAGGGGUCUGACUGGCAAGACCGGUGGAUGGGAGUGCGUCAACACUCAGGCCGACCUUGAGUCUUGUGGGGGAUGUCAGAACCCUAUGGAAGGUCGAUCCGCCGGAGUCGAUUGUACCGCCAUCGUCGGGAUGGCCGGUGUCGCCUGUGUCUCUGGCGUCUGCGAGGUCAGCUCGUGCAUCAAGGGAUACAAGCUCGAGAACAAUGCUUGUGUCCCCGUCACUCGAUCGGCUUCCUCCGCCGCUGCCUCUUCAGCUUCGGCCCUCGCUGCCAAACGAGCCGCCUCUGCCGAUGUCGACGAGCGUGACUUCAUUCCCGGAGUUCCCGCUUCCAUCGGCAUCGAGAAGCGAUACACCGAGGAGUCCAAGCCUACCGAAAAGGGUAAACACAAGGUCUGGCACAAGCGGGCCAAGCAGCCUACCAAGAACCAACGACGACGAUAGAUGGGCGAGCGCGCUUCCGAACGCCUUCCAUCCAGACUCGACUUUCUCUUGAUUCCGCUCAACGACAACCUGCUGUAUCAAAACCUCCCAAGGCGAUGGACAACCACGACCACCAUAGAUGCGACAUCACCACCCUCGGACUCGUUCACAUAGACUCUCGCACAAGCUUUGCCCUUGGCGCAACACAUAAUCGAGGAUAGACCUCUCUAAUCCGUUGUAAUCAUCCUCUAGGUAGCAUGCCUGCUCUCUGCUCUUCCGGUUCAUCGUAGCUGCUCUACGCUCUUGACCAGGCAGUAUGAAGGCAUCAAUCCAUAUUAUUUAAUGUCAUUUACGAUCGA